AUGGGCUCCGAGUUUGGCAUUGCCGAGGACACCAAGCCUGAGCUUCGGCUCGGGGCGGUGGGUAUCUUUUACAUUUGCCUCACGGCAGUAUGGACAGUCAUCCUCCUUUGUGGCAUGACUUUCCUCUGGGUGCGUCGCGAUAUGCCCAUCCUGCGGAUCAGAGGCCUGCCACUAUCCUUUGCAGCGAUAAGUUUCAUGCAUCUCUACUGGAUUGCCGUCCAACUUGGAUACUGGUAUGGAGCGUUGAUGCCCGAACUCGCCGAGUUUUGGAUCAUGGGCGUCUGGUUUCCUUUUGGAAUCGCCCUGUUUCACGCCUCCAAUAGCAGGUUUCUCUAUGUUGCCGAUGCCCAGAGGAAGUUCAUCAGGUCUCAAAGUCCAUCUAUAGUCAUUGACCGAAGGAGUUUGCUGGGUCGAUGGCGAUCGAUAGAUUACAACCGCCGAACCCUUAUUAUAAUUUUCAUCGGCAUGGGUCUCCAGCUCGCCCUGACGGUCAUCACCUUCCUCAUCUCUCGCAAGUUCCACGACUCGUUUGGCAUUGCUGGCACUGAAGUCCAUGGCAACUACAUGCAGCGAAAAGUUGCUCAAGGCCGCGGUUGGGAAUGGUGGCCGUCAAUCUUCUGGCAGAUGUUCUGGGCCUGGAUCUUUGCGCCCUAUAUUCUCUUCCGUGCGCGUAACCUUCGCGACACGCAAGGAUGGAGGUUCCAGACCAUCGCCUGCUGUCUCUCCAACCUUCACUCUGCACCCAUGUGGCUUAUUGCCCUGUACGUUCCCGGAAUGGAGCCUGUCAACAACUACUUUAUUCCUCCGCAAUGGAUCGCUGUUUCCAUCAUGCUGCUCGAAAUCUUCACCGUCUUUGUACCCAUUAUCGAAGUCUGGAAGCACAACGUCCUGACUCAAGAAACACUCAACUCUAUUGCCCGCUGGGAGUCGCGAAAGAAGGGCUUCACCGGUGGCGACAAGUCCAUCAACUCAGAUUCAACUAGGUCCUCGUGGGGAGGACGAAUGGGAAGAGCCUCUUCUGUUCACACCAAUAGCUCCGGCGGAAGCAUCCUCACCAUGGAGGCCCUUGAGCAUACACUUUCUAAAAACCCCGAACCAUUGCAGCAAUUCUCUGCGCUCCGAGAUUUCUCCGGAGAGAACAUUGCUUUCCUUACGAGCGUCAAGGAGUGGAAGAUGCUCUAUUUCUCCGCCGUUGAAGAGUUGGAAAAAGAUGACGGCGCGGUGAAGGAGCUGCCUCGCGAGUGCUUUGAGAGUGCCCUCAAGAUCUACGUCGACUUUAUCAGUGCAACUCAUGCCGAGUUCCAGAUCAACCUCUCUUCUACGGACUUCAAGAGCCUUCAGGUCAUCUUUGAGCAUGCCGCAAACGUCAUCUGCGGCAGUGAACGCAGCAAUCCCGACCCUUGCACACCCUUUGACGAUAUCCCCCAGCGGACUGACUCCGAGAGCACUCUAAAUAUUGUCCGCUACUGGGGUGAAGUUCCCUCCGAGUUCAAUGAGCAUGUGUUUGAUGAUGCGGAGAUGAGCAUCAAGUAUUUGGUCUUGACAAAUACGUGGCCCAAGUUCAUCAAGGAGAGACGCUCUUUUGACAUGGCCAGAACUGUCGAGACUGGCAUUAACUAA
This is a messenger RNA of Trichoderma aggressivum f. europaeum, 1620 nucleotides long. RefSeq lists its product as uncharacterized. Lineage: Eukaryota; Fungi; Ascomycota; Sordariomycetes; Hypocreales; Hypocreaceae. The transcript is spliced from 5 exons. Bases 1 to 1620 code for a protein of 539 amino acids. The record is from RefSeq and is a predicted model, not a curated record.